Messenger RNA from Prunus mume (Japanese apricot), 2957 nucleotides. RefSeq names its product Tetratricopeptide repeat (TPR)-like superfamily protein. The record is from RefSeq and is a predicted model, not a curated record. Gene Ontology annotation, biological process: RNA modification. NCBI's taxonomy places the organism in Eukaryota, Viridiplantae, Streptophyta, Magnoliopsida, Rosales, Rosaceae. Gene Ontology annotation, molecular function: protein binding; zinc ion binding; RNA binding.
AAACUCUGAAAAUAAAUAACAACCCUUUAGAAGAGCAGUGGAUUUCCAGACAAAACUGAAACUUGGAACUGUUGCAGCGGCAAGAGCGAGAGCAAGAGCACUUCUUCUUUGAUCCAAUUGGUAAUUUUUGAACCUGAAAAUCAAUCUCUACUCUUUCAGCUCAAGGAAAAGGAAGCCUUGAUGUUACGCCCAUGUGCUUGUGCGCGUCGCAUCUCUCACAGAGCCUUUAGCACAAUCAACCUUCCCACGCCUUCAGGCCUCAAUUUGCAAACGAAUAAUCUUCUCGGCGAAGUGCGGGAUCUCUCCACGCGCGGUCAAGUUAAGGAAGCCCUCUCACUCUUCUACACCCUUCAACCACCACCUCACUGCAAUCAAACCUACGCCACUCUCUUCCAUGCUUGUGCUCGCCACCACUGCAUCCAUGAAGGCUUGUCUUUGCACCAUUACAUGGUUGCCCAGAAACCCAUCAACUCACCUGACCUCUUUGUCACGAACCACCUUAUAAAUAUGUAUGCAAAAUUUGGUUACCUAGAAUACGCCAACCAACUGUUUGAUGAAAUGCCUAGAAGAAACAUUGUCUCUUGGACUGCUCUCAUUUCAGGGUAUGCACAACGCGGGGAAACUGAAAAUUGUUUUCGUUUAUUUGCUGGCAUGUUGGUGCACUACCAACCCAAUGAGUUUGCGUUCGCCAGCGUUCUCAGCUCGUGUGUGAAGAGUGACGUUGGAUAUGGCCGGCAGGUACAUGCGCUUGCUUUGAAAAUGUCUUUGGAUGCUUGUGUUUACGUUGCAAAUGCUCUUAUUACUAUGUAUAGCAAGAUUUGUAAUCAUGGAGGUGUUUAUGAUGUUAGUAAAGACGAGGCGUGGAAUGUAUUUAAGAGCAUGGAGUUCCGGAAUCUUAUAUCUUGGAAUUCCAUGAUUGCAGGGUUUCAGUAUCGUGGACUUGGAGCUCAAGCUAUUCAUCUUUUUAGACAAAUGUACCUUGACGGGAAUGGGUUUGAUCGUGCCACGCUUCUUAGCGUCCUUUCUUCCAUGUGCAGAAGCAAUGACCUUGAUGAUAAUGGGGUUACUAAGUUUUGUUUUCAAUUGCACUGUCUCACCAUCAAAGCUGGGUUUACAUUAAAAAUUGAAGUGGCAACUGCAUUAGUUAAAGCUUAUUCAGAUCUUGGAGGAGAUAUUGCCGACUGUUACAGACUCUUCUCAGAGACAAGUUGUCAUCGGGAUAUUGUUGCGUGGACUGGCAUCAUAACCACCUUUUCAGAGCAAGACCCUGAAGAAGCACUCUUCCUCUUUCGCCAGUUACGCCAGGAGAACUUACUUCCCGACAGGUACACUUUCUCAAUUGUUUUAAAAGCUUAUGCAAGCCUUGCAACCGAGCGCCAUGCCUUGGCAGUUCAUUCACAAGUGAUCAAAGCUGGGUUUGAGGGUGACACAGUCCUUGCAAAUGCCUUGAUCCAUGCCUAUGCUAGGUGUGGCUCCAUUGCCUUAUCUAAGCAAGUGUUUGAUGGAAUUGAAUUUUAUGAUGUCGUUUCUUGGAACACAAUGCUUAAGGCUUAUGCCUUGUAUGGACAAGCUACAGAGGCAUUGCAGCUCUUUUCACAAAUGGACGUCAAACCUGAUUCCGCCACCUUUGUUUCCCUGCUCUGUGCUUGUAGCCAUGCUGGGCUGGUAGAAGAAGGAACCCAAAUCUUUGACUCCAUGCUUGAGAGGUAUGGUAUUGUACCUCAACUUGAUCAUUACGCCUGCAUGGUUGAUAUUCUUGGUCGAGCUGGAAUGAUUGUUGAGGCUGAGGAGCUUGUAAGUAGAAUGCCAAUGGAGCCUGAUUCUGUAGUCUGGAGCGCACUCCUUGGAUCAUGUAGGAAGCAUGGAAAAACACAAUUGGCCAAGUUAGCAGCAAAUAGAUUGAAGGAGCUAGCACCAGAGGAUUCAUUAGGUUAUGUACAAAUGUCAAACAUGUAUUGCUCUGAUGGUAACUUUGGUGAAGCAGGCCUGGUUAGGAAGGAAAUGAAAGGGUCUAGAGUGAAAAAGGAACCUGGAUUAAGCUGGAUUGAGAUCGGAAAUCGGGUCCAUGAGUUUUCAUCUGGAGGCCGACAUCAUCCAGAAAGGAAAGUUAUAUGCAGCAAGCUAGAAGAACUGAUUGUGCGGUUAAAGGAAAUGGGUUAUGUUCCAGACACAAGCUUGUCUGUGCAUGAUGUGGAAGAGGAACACAAAGAGGAGCAAUUGUACCAUCAUAGUGAGAAGCUGGCUUUAGUAUUUGCUAUCAUGAAUGAAGGCAGUUCAAACUGUAGUCGGACUGCUAUUAAAAUAAUGAAGAACAUCAGAAUCUGUGUGGACUGCCAUAACUUCAUGAAGUUAGCAUCAAAUUUACUUCAUAAGGAGAUUUUUGUGAGAGACUCAAACCGGUUCCACCACUUUCAUGAUGGCAUAUGUUCUUGCAAUGACUAUUGGUAACAAACUAGCAACACGAAACCAAAUUAAGCUGGUUGUGCCGGUUUUAUCACUAUGCUUCAUCGGUCCCUGAAUGGUUCAUGCAGAUGCUGUUGAUACAAUCUUUAAUUUAAAGAUAGGCAGUGCUUUUCGAACAACUCAGUUCACUAUGCAAGAAUUACCUGCAUGAGCAUGACUGGAAUUUAUCAGAGCUCGACUGCAAAAGAGAUGAACUGCCUACUUAUAGGAAUGCAAUGCAACUGAUCAUCAUCAAACUUAUAGUCGAUUCAGCAUUGGGUGCUACAACACAUUUGUGUUGAGAACAUAUGAACAGAGUGUAAAGUUUUCGAAACCGAGGACUUGUCGAUUUGCUAAUGUAAGAUGCAAAAAGGCUGUGUUGUACAGUAACAGUAUGAUUGUUGGCAAUUACCAGCAAACCCAUUUUGCGCUUAAAAAAAAUGGCGCAAACCCAUUUUAUGGUUUAAUACCACUGAAAAUGUAUCAAAGAUUUUAAUUAUUAUUUUCUUUUUUGG